UGCAGAAGUUCAGAGUUGUCCUUGAACGCAGCACCACUGAAGGGGGAGGGUUGGUAUCAGAUAGCUACUCGGGCAUCUUCCGUCCAGAUUCGCAGCAGAGUAGGACAGCAUCACUUCUUUCUCCCUGUGAUCUGUUUCUGAGAACCGGAGUCAAGCUGGAGCCGGCGGUCCAUUGCCCGCCACCGGAGCAGCAGUUCCAGUGGAGCGGGACCGAGCGGCAGCCUCCGCCCUGGACCGACGAACUGGCCGAGAUGUCCCGCCACAUCUACACCCGACACGGGAUAGGAGACGGGCUGCAGAAGCCAGUGUUUCAGCAGGCUAACAGAGGGACGUACUCUAGACGCAGUCGACUGAAGAGGUCCGAUGGCAGCACAACAUCUACCAGCUUCAUCCUCAGACAGGGCUCAGCUGAUUCCUACACAAGCCGACCGUCUGACUCGGAUGUUUCCCUGGAGGAGGAGAAGGAGGGCGGCCGGCAGGAGAGGGAGCAGCAGGCCACCAUUCAGCUCGAAAGGGCAAAGACUAAAGCUGUGGCAUUCGCUGUGAGGACCAAUGUCAGCUACUGCGGUGCGUUGGAUGAGGAUGUUCCUGUGGCUGGCACUGCCGUCUCUUUUGAUGCCAAGGACUUUCUCCACAUCAAAGAGAAAUACAACAACGACUGGUGGAUCGGCCGCCUGGUGAAGGAGGGCUGUGACAUUGGCUUCAUCCCGAGUCCUCUGAAGCUGGAAAACAUCCGACUUCAGCAGGAGCAGAAGAGAGGACGCUUCCAUGGCAGUAAAUCCAGCGGAAAUUCCUCUUCCAGUCUGGGAGAAAUGGUGUCCGGCACAUUCAAGCCAAACCCAAACUCUGCAGGAAAACAAAAACAGAAAGUGGCCGAACAUGUGCCUCCGUAUGACGUGGUUCCCUCCAUGAGGCCGGUUGUCCUGGUGGGACCGUCGCUGAAAGGUUAUGAGGUGACAGAUAUGAUGCAGAAAGCACUGUUUGACUUCCUGAAGCACAGAUUUGAUGGGAGGAUAUCCAUCACAAGGGUAACAGCUGACAUAUCAUUGGCCAAGAGGUCAGUACUAAACAACCCCAGUAAGAGGGCCAUCAUUGAGAGAUCCAACACCCGCUCCAGCCUUGCGGAGGUCCAGAGUGAGAUAGAAAGAAUUUUCGAGCUGGCCAGGUCUCUCCAGCUGGUGGUUUUGGAUGCAGACACCAUAAACCACCCGGCGCAGCUUAUCAAGACCUCAUUAGCACCCAUUAUCGUCCAUGUUAAAGUGUCCUCUCCCAAGGUCCUGCAACGGCUGAUCAAAUCAAGAGGCAAAUCUCAAAGCAAGCACUUGAACGUGCAGCUCGUUGCAGCAGAAAAACUCGCCCAGUGUCCUUCUGAGAUGUUUGAUAUUAUUUUGGAUGAGAACCAGCUGGAAGAUGCGUGUGAACACCUGGCAGAGUACCUGGAGGCGUACUGGCGUGCGACACACACCUCACUUAGUACGCCACUCAACCCCCUGCUGGGACGCAAUCUGGGCUCUACUGCUCUCUCACCGUAUCCUGCUGCCAUUCAGGCCCAAAGAAACCGGAACAGCAACCACACAACAGACCACUCGCCAGUCGAACGUCACAGCCUGAUGCCCGCCGACGAGAACUACCACAACGAACGAGCACGCAAGAAUCGCAACCGUCUGUCCUCAGGCUCACAACAAAGCAGGGACCACUCUCCUCUGGUGGAGGAGGACUACCAGGACCCCUACCAGGACUCCUACAAGCCUCAUCGCAACCGGGGCUCCCCAGGAGGCUACAGCCAGGACUCCAGGCAUCGGCUCUGAGCCAUGAGCCGCCGUUAAAGACGUCUCUAAACAAACCACCAUGAACACAAGAACUGAGGUAGCUUUUCUGUAAUGUGAUCAAUCUACUACACUCAUGUGGACUGUAACAACCUCUUAUUUCUGUGUAGUACCUCAUAUCCCGUUUGGCCUCGCCUCCUGCCAAAUGGGCAUUUGAACCUAAUAAAAAAUUUUUUAAAAAGAAUCCUGCUCUUGCGUUGAUGUGAACAAGGGACUGGAUAUGAAAGUAGCACAAGAGCAGAAAAGUUUAAAAAGGGAAGCUAAAUCUGGAACUGAUUUGAAUAUAUCCCAUAUGUGGCUUGUGAGUGGAACACACUAGCAAGAAAAAUGUGGGCUGUAGUCUUCUCUGGACCUUUCCCGCUAUUUCAGCUGUUACUGUAGCAUGCAGGUAGGGCUGUAAUUACAGUUGGACUCAAGCCAGACAGCAUCCAGUGGUGAUGAUCAGCACAGAACUUGUUUGCACGGAGCUGGUAGAAGCAGAGUGUAAUACAUCUUUAAUACUCCUCAAGUUUGUGUGCCACUGUCCUUGAUGUGAGUGUAAUAAAUCCUGUGAAAGCUUGUUCCCAAAUCCAGAAUUUUACAAUUUUGUUUUUACAUUUUUUAAAUUUAUUUUGGAAGUGACAUGGAUGGUGUUGUGUUGUUCUCUUCAGGGUUCAUGCAGUAGCUUCAAGUUGACCCCCUUUAGUUCCCUCUAUUUUUUUUUGUCAUUAAUUAUAUCACGACAGAAACAUGUAAAUCAUGCAGAUGCUAAUAAAAUUUCAAAGCUCCAAACCUCAGGAAUGAGAGGUCAGUUAGACCUAGAAGUGUAGCGUUUAUGUUCUCACCCAUCUGAUGGGGAAUUUAAAUUCUGAGUGUUGUUUUAAAUUGUUCAGAUUUUAUGAUUUAGUUGUGAAAAUAAAGGCUAUUAAAAUAAGGAAGGAACUCUUCCAGCACAGGAGUCACAAUGAUGGUCAUGUGCCAGCAUGUUUUUCACAUGCCAUGCAUUUAUCAACUGCUGUCGUCUGUCAUGUGUUUAGCAAAACAUCAUAUGGAACUGAAGAAAUUGGGUUUUAGCGAGUGACUUUUUAUUGAGGGCUUCCAUGUGUAUACACAAAGAUAAUUAACACAAAGAAUAAUUUAUGUAAAGCUCCACUUUCAAUUCAUUAAAUUACAUUCCAUUCAUUUGAUUUCUUUCAGAGCCUUGCAUUCAAAUUCCAGAAAAAGAUAAUGUUCCUUUAUUAUUUAAGGUUUUAUGACAUAAAGUAAUACUGAAACAUUGAGUAGCAUUUAACACGCCAGCUUGUUAUCAGCUUUUUACUCUUUUAUUUGAGUUACAUUAAAUACUACUGUUGAGUGAGAAACUGUCUAAAAGCCCUUGGGCAGGACUGUGCUGCCUUCAUCACAGCAUCUUUAACAUUCUACUUUCAUGGAAAUGUAGAGCAGUUUCCUGCAUCUUUGAAUUUCUGUGUAUUCUGCCAGCUAAUACAGGAUUAAUAUACCAUUACCUUUUAAUGACAUAUCCUUGUAUCUUGUAAUUUAAUAUUUAAGUAUUGAAAUUCUCAUUUUAUUUUCAGUUCUUAGACCAGAGAUCUCGUUGUGCAGUGAUUCUUGGGAAAAAAAUCAAAAAAACAAGGUAUAUUGACAAGGAGACUUCUGUUCUUAGCUGCCAGCUUUUAUUGUCGUCGUUUCAAAACGGUGGAGCAUAAGCAACAAUUUAAAAGAUUUGUAUACUGCCUGUGGGAGAAUGAUGCAUUGAUUAAAAGUUAGUGUGCACUGUCAUUUUACAGUUGUAAUGAAAUAAACUGCCCUUAUGCUGUUA
Amphiprion ocellaris (clown anemonefish) is the source of this 3624-nucleotide messenger RNA. RefSeq names its product calcium channel, voltage-dependent, beta 4a subunit (gene cacnb4a). The record is from RefSeq and is a predicted model, not a curated record. Gene Ontology annotation, biological process: regulation of voltage-gated calcium channel activity; chemical synaptic transmission; calcium ion transmembrane transport. Lineage: Eukaryota; Metazoa; Chordata; Actinopteri; Pomacentridae. Gene Ontology annotation, cellular component: voltage-gated calcium channel complex. Gene Ontology annotation, molecular function: protein binding; high voltage-gated calcium channel activity. Bases 252 to 1808 code for a protein of 518 amino acids. The transcript is spliced from 14 exons.